AUGUCUGUCCCGUUACGACGCGCAGUGCUGUCUGCGUUUUACAAGGAGAAUGCGACAUGCUGCUCCUGCAGAUAUGUUUCUCGUCCGAGACAGUGGCGCAUGCAAGAGCAGGUGCGAUGCUUGAGCACCACCCCAAAUCUACAAUCAGGCCACUCCAAGUGGUCUUCCAUCAAACAUGACAAAGCCAAGAAUGACGCAGGCAAGUCCAAGCAACGGUCUAUCAUGACCCGCGACAUCACCAACGCCGUCAAGCUCGGUGGCCCGAAUCCCGACAUGAACCCCCGCCUCUCCCUCGCAAUCUCGACCGCAAAGAAGUCCGCCGUGCCCAAAGCCUCUAUCGAAGCCGCCAUAGCCCGCGGACAAGGACUCUCCGCAUCGGGUGCUGCCCUUGAAUCACUUUUACUCGAAGCCAUCCUGCCGCCCUCCGUCGCCACAAUAAUAGAAUGUCAAACGGACAACAAGUUGCGCACCCUAGCCGACAUACGACUACUCAUAAAAGAGGCAGGCGGCAGCAUCUCCACCGUAGCGUUCAUGUUUGAAAAGAAGGGACGGAUAAUAAUACGGAAGAAAGAUGGUGUAGGCGUAGACGAGGUGCUAGAGCCAGCCCUUGAAGCCGGCGUGCUGGAUGUAGACGAAGAUGCCGAGGGAAGAGUCAUGUUAUACACCGAGCCUGCGUUGACGAACAAAACGGCGGAGAGACUGGCGAAGGAGCUAGAUGUAGAAAUUGAGGAGAGCGAGAUCAUCUAUGAUCCUAACGAAGAUACCAAGGUGCCUCUGGAGGACGAGGGCGCGGCCAAAGAGUUGGGCAGCUUCUUGGAUGAGCUGCAGGAAGUGCAGGGUGUACAAGGGGUGUAUAUGAACUGGACCAAGGGAAGCAUAGGAGAUGAUGUCUGGGAUGAGAUAAGAGGCAAGGUCACUGCGUGA
Alternaria arbusti is the source of this 924-nucleotide messenger RNA. RefSeq lists its product as uncharacterized. Gene Ontology annotation, cellular component: mitochondrion. The record is from RefSeq and is a predicted model, not a curated record. Lineage: Eukaryota; Fungi; Ascomycota; Dothideomycetes; Pleosporales; Pleosporaceae. The transcript has 2 exons. Bases 1 to 924 code for a protein of 307 amino acids.